Molecule: messenger RNA, 6783 nt
Organism: Ipomoea nil (Japanese morning glory)
Lineage: Eukaryota; Viridiplantae; Streptophyta; Magnoliopsida; Solanales; Convolvulaceae
Product: hornerin-like
Exons: 3
Coding region: 1-6783 (2260 amino acids)
Source: RefSeq, a predicted model, not a curated record
AUGAAGAAAUGGGAAGGACAGGGGAAGAUGGAAAGGGAACCGGAGGACGGAGGGCGGACCAGCGUCGGCCCCAUGGCAGGGCCCGGGAACCACGGCGAAGAAGCCACGAAGGCAGCGCGACGCGCCGCGGGGCAACACCAACGGUCCGCAACCGUCAGCACACGGAAGGGCGCGCCGCCGACAAAGCCAAGGCGGGCCGGCGGGCAGCGGCAGCGCGACGCCACCACCGCAACGACGCCGGACGGAGAGGCAGAACUGGCGAAGGAGGAGAGGAAGCCGGUGAUGAGGCCAGCGGGGUGGGCAGACCGUGAAGGCCGGAAAGCGUCAGCGGAGCACAGAGAGGCCGGACGAGAAGGGAGGGGGAGAGCCGGGCGGGAAGACGGGACAACCGGGGCGGCCAGCGCAGCCGCGGGCAGCGGGGGGGGCGCCAGCACCAGCCGUGAAACCAAGGGCGGGAGAACAGAAAGUAGGAGAAGUAACCGGACGCCCGCGCAGGAGGAGGGGAGGAAGGAGAGCGCGAAGGAAGGGCCGGAGCGAAGAGCGAAAAGGAGAAGUAGAGAAGGGAAAGUAAGGAGGGGAGAAGAGAAGAAAGGACAAAAGAAAGGAAGAGAGGGCGUAAAAGAGAAGAGAUUGGAGAGAGGAAGCGCGGGAAAGAGAAAACAAAGCCGAAUGAGAGAGGACGCGACGGAUGGAGAAAGAGAAAGAAGGAGGGAAGGGAGGGGGCAGGAAGGACAAACAGGGAAAAAGAGGGAUGACCAAGGAAAAUGUAGAGCAGCGAGGCGCGCAGGGGCGGGAAGCGCCGCAACAAGCCGGAGGCGGGAAACGGAAGAUAGAGGAGAGGCCGGCGGGAGGCGCCAAGGGAGGAAGCGGCGGAAGACGAGAGCGCCGAGCGACAACAGCGCGAAGAAAAGGAGAGCGGACAGCAAGGGGGGGGGGGGGGCAGGAGAGGGAGCAGGCGGGGGGAGAGGGAGAGCACGGGGACGAGCAGAGAACACAAGAGGGGACCGGGGGAAACACCAAGGGCCAGAACCAAACCGCGGAGCCAAGGAGCGGCGGGGACACCCGCGGGGGCGGCAAGAGAGGCCGCCGCAGGCGGAGAGAACGCAGCAAGAGACGGAAGCGGAGCGGGCCAACGGAGAGCACAAGGACAAAGAGGGAAAAGAGAACGGGAAAGCGAGCGACGGCGGGCAAGAGCACCACCAGAAGCAGAAGCGACAAAGCCCACAAGGGCAGGAGAGGCAGAAGAAGGGCGAGCAAAAACCAAGCCCAAAGACGAAGGACCCGGGAGGGACCGGAGAAGCCAGGGAACGGCGGGCCAAGGGGCCGGACCAGGGGGAGGCAGGGAACGACGCACAACACGGACAGCAGGAGCCAAAGCAGGGCGAGGGCAGACCAGAGCAGACAGAAGACGGCCAACAGCACGAGAGGAAGGAACGGGGGACAGAGAAGCCACAGCAACAGCAGACGGAGGGCAGGAACCAGAGGAGACCGGAAAAGGGGCACCAAGGGGAGGAGACACAGGGGACAAGGGGACAGAGGGAAGCGAGCAAGCACCGGCGCAACAGACGGGGGCGGGGAGAGAGAAAGGGGACCCGCGGGACGAGCCCGGGGGAGCGCCAGGCCAAGAAGCGGCGGGGCGGCACCAAGGGCGGGCAGCGCAAACGCAGGGCGGAGGGGAGACGGCAAGGCAGCAACCAGAGACAGAGCAGGGGAAGCAAGGAGCAGAGCAGCAACAGAAAGAAGCAAAGAGACAAAAGACCCAGGAGAAAAGGCGGGAAAAGAGACACAGCGAGCAGACGGGCGGCGGGAGAAGCCGGGCCCCAACAGACACGCAGCAAACCGCGGAGACCAGGGCCGGGGAGCGGGCGGGAGCCCAGAAAGAGAGGGGGAGACGGCAGACACAAGGGGCCGGCCCAGGAACGGCAAAGCCCGCAGGGGGGACAGGGAAAGGGCGGCAGCAAGCGCGCCAGGGAGGAAAGCAGGCGGGACAGCAAGGGGCGCCAACGCCAAAGCAAAAAGAGCAACCAAAAGCAAGGAGAACACGGAGAGAAGGAGGACGAACAACGGGGAGAAAAGAGCGCGGGAAAGGCAAGACCGGCACGGGGAGCAAAACCGCGAACAACGAACCGGGCCGGCCACCGGGCGGGCGCAACCCCAGGAAGGCCGGCGGGCGGGGGGAAAGCCACGGACAGCGCAAGGGGCGGGACCGGGCGGCAACGCGACCAGCGCCCAAGGCGCAGGCGGAGGGAGACGGGCCAGCGCGGCGGGCAGAGCAACCAACCACGGGGACGAGGGGGCACAGGAAAGAGCCGCAGAAGAGCAGGAGGGAGCACCAGCAACCGCCGGGGCGACGGAAAGAGCAGAAGCAACCAAGGGGGGGCAGCAGCACGAGCAGACCGAGCAGGGGGGGAAGGGGCCGCCGAGGACGAGCCAGAGCAAGGGAAGACGCGCGGGGGGCGCGACGAGAGGGGCGGGGCGAGGAGAGGCAGCAGCGGGAGGAGGACCAGCAGGGGAGGAAGACGAGCAAGAGGCCGGAACGCAAACGCCACCGGCGCACCAGGACGCGGCGGCGCACCGGGACGGGGAAGCGGGGCCAGAAGAAAGGAGGGCAGGGGCAGCAAAAGGGAGAGCGCGACGCAGAAGGAGGGGCGGAGAAGCAGGAGACCAGAGACGAGACCCGGGGGACGCAGAGGCAGAACCAAGGAAAAGGCAGGGGACAGCGCGCGGGGGGAAGGGACCCGGACGGGAAGGAGCAGAAGCAGGACAGCCAAAAACGCGGAAGAGAGAGGAGGCAACAGGAGGACCGGACCAAACGGCCGCGGGAAGGGGAAAGCAAGGGAGGAAGGGGGAGAGCGAGGGACCAAAGAGCAAGCAGGAGAAACGGCCGCGGCCCAAAAAGCACGCCGGGGCCAGAACCCAGCAGGAGAGAGCAGACAACGAGCGCGGGCCAAGAGAGGCCGGGGCAAACGGGCGGCAACACCAGGCGGCGGGGGGGGACCAGGCAAGGGCGGGGGCCGGGCGAGGCCAGGGGCCGCACAGAAAGGCAGGGAAAGCGGACGCACAGAACGCCAAGCCAGGGGCGGGCCGGAGCGGCGGGACGGGGGACCGGGCGGAGGCGCAACAAGGAGGGGCCACGGCGGGAAAAGAGAAAAGGCCGGAGGGGAGGGGGCAAGGAAAGAGACCCAGACCGGACGAGAAAAGGCAGCAAGAAGAGACAGAAAAGAGCGACAGCCGCCCAGAGACGGGAAGGGAGGCGGGCCCCAGAAAGCGGAAGGGAGAGAGGCCAAGACAGCGGGGGACGGGGGGAGCAGGAGAGAAACGAACCCGCGGGGGGGCCCAAAAACACAAGGCGCACAAAAGGGGAAGGGACCCGGACCGGAACCACCAAGGAGGCCGGGCGGGCGCAGGAGAGGCAGGCCGGGCGCACGCAGAGGCCCCAGACGCAGAGGCCAGAAGGGAGGGAGAGCCGCAGCAGACAGCGAGGAGGAGACCGCGACGGAACCGGGCACAGGACGGCCAGGCAAGACGGACAAGCGGCCAGAACGAGAAGCGGGCAGGAGAACAAGAGAGCCGGGGAGGACCGGGCAGAACGCCACCGGCAGCGAGGGACGGGCACCCCAGAGAGGCCAAGGGGCCCAAGGAGAGCAGAGGGCGGGGCAAAGCAGGAAGAGACCGAACAGGGGGAAGAGGCCGGACAACGGGAGCAGGAGGGGGAAGCGGAACACGGCCAAGGCCACGAACCGGGCAGGGGGGAGCAGGACCCAGCAAGACAACGCCACCAGCAACCGGGGCCAGAGAGACGAACCAGGCGGGGGGAGGACACAGGGGGAAGGGACAACCAGAGGCCAGAAGCCACGCGGGGGCCGCCGGGGGCAACCGGAGCGAACAGAGAACAGAACAGCGCCGGCGGAAGCACGGAAGGGCGCAAGGGGCGAGGCGGCGCGUCCGAGGGCGGCCGCAGGAGGCCGCGAGAGGCCGAACAAGGGGGAGCAGAGCGGGGAAGGGAGAGGAGGGGCAAAGAGGGCGACGGGACCAAGGGCGAGAGCGAGAAGGGCGACGGGAAAAGGAGCGGGCGAGCGGGAAGGGGCAGAGGGAAGCCGGGCGAACCCAGAACGGGGGGAAGAAAGCGCGAGCGGGGAAGAAGAAGAAACCGGCGACAAGGACAGAGGAAGAGGGGGAAGAGGGGAGGACAAGGCACGGGCAACCAGGCGGGGGGCCGGGCGAAAGAGGGGCGACGGGAGGGAGGAAGGGAGACGACGGCGGCAGAGGGAGGGGCCAAGCGGGAGACGCGGGACAGGGCCAAAACGCGGGCGAACACGCGACGCCGGAAGGAGCGGCGGGACACAAGCCGGAGGACGGAAGGGACGGCGAGGAAAGCGCACGGGGAGGAAGGCAAGGCGAGGGGAGGGGACGGGGAAAAGAGGGAGGGCAGAAGGGAAGAGGAGGAGCGGCGGGGGGAGGGCGGGGCGCGCGCCCGAAAGCAGACAAGCAGGGCAAAGAAAGGAGGCGGGAGGGGAAGAGGAGGGAGACCCGGACGGGCGACAAGGGGAAGGCAAACCGAGGGGCCAAAGAAAAGGGGGACGGGGAAAGGAAGGCGGAGGACAAAGGGGAAGGCGGGACGGGAAGGGGGCGGGCACGGGAAGCAGAGAGGAGCAAGAAAAAGGCGAGAGCCAAGGCCAAAGGACGAAGGCCAACAAAGCCGGGAAGGACGGCAAGAAGCAGGGGCAGGAGGGGACGGAAGGCGGCAAGGGAAAAACAAGCAAGAGAGAGAAAAGAAGGCCGCGGAAGCGAGGGGGGGGAAAGGGAGGCAGAAGGCGAGGGAGGGGAGCGGGGAGCGCCGGGGGCAAACGGAGCGAAACCGAGGGGAGGCGGGACGCGGGGGGGACAGGCCACAGGGGGCCGCACAAAGACGGGGGCGGCGCGCGGGAACCGGGGGAGGGGGAGGGGGCGGGCGGGGGAAGGAGACCCAAGGCAAGGGGAGGGGAAGGGGAAGGGGGCAGAGGAAAACGCAGGAGAACGGGGCAGGACGCGGACCAAGGGGCGGGAGAGGCCGGAGGGGAAACGCAAGCGGAGAGCGGGGGCACCGGGGAAGCGCGGGGGGGCAAGGACAGAGCGGAAGGGGGAGGGCGGAAAGGGCAGAAAAGGCGCGCGGGGCGCAGGAAAGCGGCGCGGGCGGGAAGCGGGGACGGCGGGCAGGGCAGGACGGGGACAGGGGCAGGAGCGGGAGCCGCAGCGAGGGCGGAGGCGGAGCGCACGCAAGGAGGGCAGAGGCGGCGGGGGCAGAGGAGGGAGAAAGGCAGGCAGCGCCGGAGCAAGAAAGGCCGCCGGGGGGGGCAGGGACGGGGAAAGGACAAGGGGGGAGCAGGGGGGGGGGGGAAACAAAAGAGGGGAGGGGCGCGACGGCGACACACCGGACCAAAGAGGGAGGGGAAGAGAGACAGGCGAGGGAGGGGGACCGAACGAAAGGCCAGGCGAGGGGAGGCGGGAGAGAGGGAGGGCGAGGAGGGAGGACGGGGCGCGGAAAGGCGGGGGCGAGGGCCGGAAACAGAAAAAGCAGGCAGGGGCGAGGGGCAAGAAGGGGAAAAGACGGGGGGAGACGCAGACAGGGAAAAAAGGCAAGAAGCGCAGGACAGACAAGGGCGGGGAGGGCGGGGAGGCAGAGGGCAAGGACGGGGGGCGGCAAAGGGAAGCGCCAGGCACAAGACCGGGCCGGGGAAACCCCAGCAGAAGGGGGGGCCGAACGGGGAACAGGACGCGAGGGGAAAGAGCGCGGGGGAGGCGCGCGAAGGCGGGGGGAGGGAAACGGCGGGAGGGGGGGCCGAGGCCGGGGCGACGGCGGGCGAGGGGGGAAAGAGAGCGCCACAGGCAGCCCGGGAGGGCAAAAGGCCAGAGGAAGGGGGGGCAGGGAAGCCGGGGACGACGCGAGCGGAAGAGGGGGGGAGGGCCGGCGGAGGCGCAGGCCAGGACGGGGAAAGGAAACCCGAGAGCGGGCAAAGGCAGGGGCCGGGGGGAGGCCGCGGAGGCAAAAGGGGAGCGGCGAGGGGCGCCGGAGGCGCAGAAAAGCAGGCGGAGGCGAGAGAGCACGGGGGAGGAAAAGGCACGACGGGCGGCGGGAAAAGGGCCCAGGACAGGGGAGACGCAGAGGACGGGGGAGAAGGGGGAGGGGGAGGCAGGCCGAGGGAGAGGAGGACGACCACGGAGGGGAAGACGAAAGAGGAGGCAGCGACGAGCACCGCACCGCGCGGCGAGCCACAACGAGAGGAGGCCAGGGCGAGGGAGCGGCCGAGGAGGACAAGGAAAAAACCGGCGAGGGAGGCGAGGGACGAGGAAACCAACGGGGGGCGGAGGCGCGGGCAGGCGCAGAGGAAGGGGAGGGGGAGCCAGCCGGCGAGGCGGAAGCGCGGCCGAGGGCGAAGGGCAAGCAGGGCGGGAGGAAGGCGCCAAGUGGGAGGGAGCCAAGGGGAGCAGGAGGAAGAGAAAGGGGGUGCGGCAAGGCAAGCGGCGCAAAGGCAGGGAGGACCAGGGCCGCGGCCGGCGCCCACGGAGCAUGGGCGCCCAGGAAAGCGCGGAGGAGGGCCGGCAACAGGCUGCGAGGACAGGCCCAGAAGCGCGCAGGUGACGGAGGAGAAAGAGCAGGAGGGAUGGGCCGGUGGGGAAGCAGCCGUGACAGCAAGGAAGGGGAAGGCAGCGGAGGGCAGCCGGCUGGGGGCGCACGAAGAGAGAGAGGAGAGGCCGGGGAAGCCGACGGGAGAGAGCAGGAACGAGAGAGUACAGAGAGAGUGA